UCUAACACAUUCUAUCAUUAAUAUGUGAGACGCAUGGAGCGGUUAAAGGGAUACCUGAAGGAAACUGUUGUCCAGGAGUACUUUACCACCUUGCCUUCUCGAUGGCCACCCCUUCUCCAGCGUAUUGGAAGAAAUACACAGGCGGUGCAGUCGGGGUCCGAUCUACGGCACAAAGAGACUGCUCUGAGGCGUGAGCUCGAGCACGACUUCUCCCUGGCUCAACAGCUUUUAGAUAUGGAGCAUCAGGUUUACCGUGUGGGCAUGGGUAUCUUUUACGAUUUAGAGCAGACGUUGGCGCUGCCUGUUUUUCGAUCUCAGUUGGUAAUGUUCUUAAAGGGAAUGCUAAAUGAGCUGUCGCUGAAGGAGUCUGUUCUCGCGGACUGGAAGUCCUCUGUCGACACCAUCUCAGCAAACACGCUGCGGAUAUACACCCAAUGUUUACUAUCACCGAAGGCCGUCCAACUAGGCGAUGUGGAGCGUUUGGUAGCGUUAAUGACGGAGACCAAAGCCAACGAUCUGUGACAGAAUCGACAGACACUCAUACAGAAAGAGUGAGGGUGCAUCAAUACGUUUACUGAGUAAAGCGUGUCGAGAUACAGUGAACUUUUUCGGUGUAUCAUAGCUCUAGUGUAAGAAAAUAAAAAA
This is a messenger RNA of Phytomonas sp. Hart1, 645 nucleotides long. NCBI's taxonomy places the organism in Eukaryota, Euglenozoa, Kinetoplastea, Trypanosomatida, Trypanosomatidae. The record is from the annotation of a GenBank genome assembly.